AUGGCAUGGCGAGGAAGACGAUACAGAGCAAGACGAUGUUUACAAUUUGAUCAACUGAUUGGGCAUAUUCCUCAGCCCAGCGUGCCAGAGCCUCAACAAGAAGAAACAUCAGCUGAAAGUCAGGAUCAUACACCUGGUCAGAAGAGAGAAGAAGAUCAGGGUGCAGCUAAGAUUCAAGUACCUGACCUGGAGGCUGAUCUCCAGGAGCUGUCUCAGUCAAAGACUGGGGAUGAAUGUGGAGACUGUUUUGAUGUCCAGGGGCAGAGUGUGCCAAAAUCAUAG
Messenger RNA from Saimiri boliviensis boliviensis (Bolivian squirrel monkey), 282 nucleotides. RefSeq names its product X antigen family member 5-like. NCBI's taxonomy places the organism in Eukaryota, Metazoa, Chordata, Mammalia, Primates, Cebidae. The record is from RefSeq and is a predicted model, not a curated record.